Molecule: messenger RNA, 2478 nt
Organism: Trichobilharzia regenti
Lineage: Eukaryota; Metazoa; Platyhelminthes; Trematoda; Strigeidida; Schistosomatidae
Source: the annotation of a GenBank genome assembly
ACCAUCCAAAAAUCUACAGAAGAAUGACACCUAUCGCCUCACUAUCAGAAAGUGAUUGUGAAGAAAUUAGUUUGGUCUAUGACAGCUUGUAACAAAAACAUAGAUGCAUUCAUUGAAUGAUUCCAACGACCUUUGCGACCGGCAAAAUUGGAUAUUUGUGCCACCAAGUCACUUUCUACUCUUUUGUACCUGAUGAUUAUCCCAUUUUCUGUAUUUUGUUGUUAUGUGGGAAGUUGAGUGCUUGGGAUGCUGAGGAGUUGCAAAUGUUUGAUUUUGUUGAGGAAGUUAAGGAAAAUUUUUAUGACGUCCUCGGGAUAUCUCAGGAUGCUGACAAUGCUGAGAUAAAGCGUGCAUACCGAAAACUAUCAGCAAAGCUGCAUCCAGACAAAAAUCCUGAUGACCCUACUGCAGAAGCUAAGUUUCGAAGACUUGUGGGUAUUUAUGAAAUCCUCAAGAACUCAGAACUACGUAUAAAAUACGAUGAAGUGUUAAAAAAUGGUUUGCCUAGCUGGCGUACACCAGUUUUUUAUUAUAGGCAGCUACGAAGAAUGUCAAACUAUGAAUUGUUCGGGUUAUUUUUUGCGUUGGCUACUGUAAUCCACUAUGCCGUGCUUUGGGGUUCAGUUUUCGAAAGGCGGUUAACUUUGGAAGAUCAACUGAGUAGCUCUUUGAAAAGACAUAAAGCACGGGAUAGAAAGUUAGAAUUGAUAAACCAAGAGAUAUCAGAUGAACUUAAAAAAAUCCCUGGCCCUGGAUGGAAAGAUAUACUCCCGUUUGCUAUUGUCAAAUGGAUAUAUGCUAUUGUCACUUUCUUCCCUAUUCUGUUUUCGUUUAUAAAAGAAAUGUUAUUUCAAAAGAUCCAAGAGCGUCGUGAGUUAAAGGAAGAAAUGAGGAUUAUCCAGAAAAACAAAGAAAAACUUAAGGCUGAAAAACAGGAACGUAAGCGUCGUUUACUGCAAGAACAAACAGUUCUCAAAGAAGUUGAGAAAGAAGCCGGCCAAUCAACUAUAAACUCUGUUCUCACUGAUUUGCCAGAUAUUGAAACUGAUAGUUAUGAAGAUGUUUCAAAAAACAAUUCGAGUACACCUAUUUUUCAAGAGUGGUCAGAGGUCGAUGUAAACAACUUAGUUCGUGCUGUGAUUCGAUAUCCCGGCGGUGUACCUGGAAGAUGGGAACGUAUUGCAGAGUCUUUAGGUCGUAGUGUCCCUGAUGUUGUUCGUAAGGCGAAGUCUUUAAGCAAAGAACUAUUGUCUAUAUCUCAAAGAAAUAUUAAUACUGACGAAAUCCCUGUGUUUGAGAUCAACAUCAAUCCAGUUUGUGGUGAAACCGAUUCUGAACUAAGUGACAAUGAAUCUGACGACUCAGAAGAGAGAAAUGUAUCAAAGAAAAGACUUCGAAAACGUCAAUUGAAACGAAAAGAGAAAAAUGUGUCAAUCAUUCAAGAGGAUGACGAAACUAACGAGUAUCAGGAUCAAAUUGAUAAGAAUGAUGAUCCCACCUCUGAUGUUGUUAUCGAUGAACCUUAUAUGAGCCGUAAAAAACUUAAACAACAAAAAGAUGUAACUACUUCUAAGCCUGUAGAACGUAAACCUGUUAAAAGUGAUGAUGGAUGGACUAAAGUAGAACAACAACAGCUUGAAAUUGCUAUCCGCUCUAUUGGUAAGGGAACACCGGAACGAUGGGAUCGAAUCACGGAAUGUAUUCCUACAAGAACAAAGGCAGAGGUAAUGGCUCAUGUCAAAUAUCUUUCAACGCUUGUUCAACGUAAACAAUGAGAAACAUUUAUGCUUAUCGUUUGAAUUUCUUAUUAUCUAUCCUAUAUUGUGUAGACUGUGAUUCUCAUGUGUUAAAUAUGUGAUAAAAUGGUGUAUGUAUAGUGAAUUAAUAAUAUAUAUACUUGUAAAUUGUAAAUUACCACCACCGUAACAUUCCGAAAAGUUUAAAUUGUAUGUACGUACGUAGGUACACUAGUUGUUUUCAUAUGUAUUCUUCACAUCAAUGGAAGCUUAAAAUUGUCCACAUGUUUUUGGGUUUUUCAUAAUGAUGCUGAUAUAGAAUAAAUGCUUCUCUGAUCACAGACGCUACUACAAACUAGUUAUUCUUAUUUACUCUUGUGUGACCACCUGCAAAAGCUAAUAUUAUGAUUUUGCCUCCAACCACCUAAUAUCAUCAAAUCAAUGUUCACCGUGAUGGCGAGAAUGGCGGUCACAUUACAACCUGACUGAUAGAAUUCAGUCUACACCAAUCAGAGGACUAGACGCAUCACACUAGUUACUAGUGUCAAAUCAAAAUAUGAUUUUUUCUAUUAAGCGUGUACACAUAAUGACCGAUAUUUGCUGUCUUGAAGCAGUCGCAGGAAUUGCAUAUUUCAAUGACCUAAUAAACUGUCUAAGUUCAGGCAUCACCUACCCGGUUAAAAGAGACAACUGAAUAGUGGGUAAACUAAAAGUGCAACUCCAUCACUUGUUCAGUUGCUCA